Erinaceus europaeus (western European hedgehog) is the source of this 6782-nucleotide messenger RNA. RefSeq names its product fibroblast growth factor receptor substrate 2 (gene FRS2). Gene Ontology annotation, biological process: cell surface receptor protein tyrosine kinase signaling pathway. NCBI's taxonomy places the organism in Eukaryota, Metazoa, Chordata, Mammalia, Eulipotyphla, Erinaceidae. The record is from RefSeq and is a predicted model, not a curated record. The transcript has 8 exons. Gene Ontology annotation, cellular component: cell-cell junction; cytoplasm. Bases 367 to 1893 code for a protein of 508 amino acids.
UGCUUUUCCAAGAUUCGGGCCGGAGAGAGGCCUUGUAGCCACAGCCGCUGAGGCUCGGUCGGCUUCGAGUAGGGGCUCCACCCCGGUUGGGAGCCUGGGGUCCGCGUUCUCCGAGCCGCACCUGCCCCCUCCCAGCGCCCCGGCCGACGGUAUGACCAGAAAGAAGUCGAUUCCCAGAUGCAAGAGUUAUGAAACAGCCAAUUUGCCAUAAAGUAAAAUGCAGCUGUGGCUUUUCUACCAGUCUAGCUAACUCAGCAGGCAAAGAAAACAUGGUGUUUUGAAGUAUGAUUAAACUCCUGAUGCUGCUUCAGAGGCUAAGAACAUUAAUGGAUAGAUCUAGCAUUCACAUGGUCUUCUGAAGAAGCCAUGGGUAGCUGUUGUAGCUGUCCAGAUAAAGACACUGUCCCAGAUAACCAUCGGAACAAGUUUAAGGUCAUUAAUGUGGAUGAUGAUGGGAAUGAGUUAGGUUCUGGAAUAAUGGAACUUACAGAUACAGAACUGAUUCUAUAUACUCGCAAACGUGACUCAGUAAAAUGGCACUACCUCUGUCUGCGACGGUAUGGCUAUGAUUCAAAUCUCUUCUCGUUUGAAAGUGGUCGAAGGUGUCAAACUGGACAAGGAAUCUUUGCUUUUAAGUGUGCCCGUGCAGAAGAAUUGUUUAACAUGUUGCAAGAGAUUAUGCAGAAUAAUAGUAUAAAUGUGGUGGAAGAGCCAGUGGUAGAAAGGAAUAACCAUCAGACAGAAUUGGAAGUCCCCAGAACACCUCGAACACCUACAACUCCAGGGUUUGUUGCACAGAACUUACCUAAUGGAUACCCCCGAUAUCCCUCGUUUGGAGACGCGUCGUCACACCCUUCCAGUAGACACCCUUCUGUGGGAAGUGCGCGGCUGCCUUCAGUAGGCGAAGAGUCAACACAUCCUUUGCUUGUGGCUGAGGAACAAGUACAUACUUACGUCAACACGACAGGUGUGCAAGAAGAACGGAAAAGCCGCACAAGUGUGCAUGUCCCAUUGGAGGCAAGGAUUUCUAAUGCUGAGAGCAACACACCAAAAGAAGAGCCUAGUAGUAUUGAAGACAGGGACCCCCAGAUUCUUCUUGAACCCGAAGGAGUCAAAUUUGUCUUAGGACCAACCCCUGUUCAAAAGCAGUUAAUGGAAAAAGAGAAACUGGAGCAACUUGGAAAAGAUCCAGUGAGCGGAAGUGGUGCAAAUAACACAGAAUGGGACACUGGAUAUGACAGUGAUGAGCGGAGAGACACACCCUCUGUUACCAAACUGGUGUAUGAAAAUAUCAAUGGGCUAUCUAUCUCUAGUGCCUCAGGGGUCAGGAGAGGUCGUCUGACAUCCACUAGUACCUCAGAUACCCAGAAUAUCAACAACUCAGCUCAGAGAAGAACUGCAUUAUUAAACUAUGAAAACUUACCAUCUUUGCCUCCUGUUUGGGAAGCUCGCAAACUAAGUAAGGACGAAGAUGACAACUUAGGACCAAAGACCCCAUCUCUAAAUGGCUACCAUAACAACCUAGACCCGAUGCAUAAUUAUGUAAAUACAGAGAAUGUAACAGUGCCGGCAAGUGCUCACAAAAUAGAAUAUUCGAGGCGUCGGGACUGCACACCCACUGUCUUUAACUUUGAUAUCAGACGCCCAAGUUUAGAACACAGGCAGCUCAAUUACAUACAGGUUGACUUGGAAGGCGGCAGCGAUUCCGACAACCCUCAGACUCCAAAAACGCCAACCACUCCCCUUCCACAAACCCCUACCAGGCGCACAGAGCUGUAUGCUGUGAUAGACAUCGAGAGAACUGCUGCUAUGUCCAAUUUGCAGAAAGCACUGCCUCGAGAUGAUGGUACAUCUAGAAAAACUAGACAUAACAGUACUGAUCUGCCCAUGUGAGCCUGGGAAGCAUUGCAUUGUGUGCACCUUUGUGAAGUUUUUAAAAAUGAAGAUGCCAAGUGCUUCAUUUUCAUUUCUAAACACUAACUCCUUUUAUAUAGACUGAUUAAAAAAAAUGUGUUUUUUUUUCCCCCCAGACUAUUUCAUGUGUUUCUUUAAAGGGAAUUAAUGUAGAGCAGGUACUCAUUACAGAACACUAAUUUCAUUGUAUUCUAAUCAUUGUACAGCAGCAUUCCCAUUUUCACAGUGCCUAUUUAAAAUUAAAGUGAAUGACAUGCUGAGUUGAAGUGAAUACAUGCUGGUUGAUUUUGAUCAAUAUUCUGGACUUUUGCAUAUGACUUCAUUCUAAGGUCACAGUUGGCAUAUAAAACAUUCUGUAAGGCCUCCUGAUAAAAAUGUGCGUUGCUAAUAGCUAACUCUAAGCCUGGAAAGUAAUCUUUGUAGAUUCACUAUUCAUUGUAUACGGCCUCCAGCAUGUAACAUGAGGAAUCCUUUAUUCCAUUAAUUACAGGCUUUUUGACUUGAGCCAAACCAUAUUUAAAGUAAAUAGAAGUACCACUCCUGACAUACUAGUCAAUAUCUUUGCCUUCAGCAGUCCUAUAAAGUCUUAUAUCCAUGAAUAUCGUUUGCUGUUGGUGGGUUGAAAGGCAGGAAGGAGACAGAUUUUCUGCUUACUCAUCUCAUGAUGUCAUUUGAAAGGCAUGCCUAGAGAAUGGUAAUCAGAAUUAUAGCAGGCUCAAGAAAUCAGUCUCAGGUCACUUUACCCAAAAACAUUUGAAAAUUUGAACCAGGAUCUCUGGGAAUUUUUUUCCCCCUCCCUAUAGAUCCUUAGCAGUAACAUUGUUUUUGGAGGCAUUUGUGCCAUUAGGUGUUUCCAUUUACUUUCAGUUUGGUGUUUGGGUUGUCACAUUUUGUUGUUUGAUGUCUUUUUUCGGUUGAAAAUGUUUUGAGUUUGUAUAUAGUUUUGAAAUUGGAUUAUGUGUUCAUUGUCGUUUAGUUUGCCUUUUUGUCAGAUUGUGGUUUCGAAGGUUCAUUUGGAACUUACUGUUAUUCUAUAACAGGGUUGCCCUUGUCCAGUAUUUAUUUAUAUGCUGUUUACUUUUCAAGUUGAUAAAAAAAAAAAAAAAGCCUUCUCUCUCAUUUAAAUUCCACUUUGUCCAUAAAUGAUCUCUUUAGCAGCUGGAGAAAAGAAAAAUUAAUAAAAAAAAAAAAAAAAAAAAAAGGAAUCUACUUUUAACACAUAAAGUUCCCAGAAGGUUCUGUGCUUUCUCUGUGGGCACUCUUCCCCAGCACUUUAGCAGGGAUUCCCUCAGUCACAUGGCUGGCUGCAGUUGUACUCUGCCCACUGUACUGCUCCUCGGCUCUGCUGUUCUUUUACUCAUAGCUGGAUCUUUGAUUAUUCUUCAGUUUCAAUAGAAAGAUAGUAUUGUUGCCAGCAUAGCAGGUACAGUGGAAAUGUUGUAGCAAUUAAAUUGUGUCAAAGUUUUGGAUUUAGAAUGAAUUGAAGUUAUAUAAACUGAUGAUAGUCCAUGUCUUAACUCUGAAAAUCAAGAAUGUUCCAGUUUCCCAAACUCUACAGAAGACAAGAAGAGAUAGGAUGGAGUAAAGGUUGAGUAACCUUAUAAAAUAUUUUACUGUUUUCUCUAAAUAUGAGGAAAGUAGAUGUCAUGAUCUGGAUUGACCAGAUGUUACCAAGAUUAAUUUAGCAUGAAAAGUUUCAGUCAUAUAGCAUCCAAUAGCCAACCUAAUUAUAGGACAGUAAACAGAUUAGCAGAAUAAUAGGGUGGGACCAUUAUAAAGAAAACAAAUCAUGAAAGAUGUCUUUAUUAUUUUCAGUGCCAUUGGUUUAUGUGCAUAGCAGAUUUUUUUUUUCCUGUGAACUUGGUGCUUACUGUUCUCUAAAGAGAACUUUGGUAUAGAUGUGCAGUUUCUAUUUUUAGUAUAUUGUCCCAUUUACACUUUCUUCUGAGUAGAUUGCUAAUUGUGCCAAAUUUAUGUAAUGAUUUUUGUAAUGUGGAGUAAAAAUUGUGAUGGAACACAUGGUUUUCUCUGAGACAAGCAGUCAAAACAGAACACUAACCUCCAAAUGAAAGGGCUGACCUAUUUAUUCAUUUUGGAGAUUAUUCUGUUUUCCUUACCUUUCUUAUUUCCCCCUCCAGAUUCUAAUAGUUUUUUGUUGUUGUUGUUGUUGUUGUUGUUUUUAAGAUAACUCCAACAUGUUCAUUACAGCUCAUGCUUUAAAUACUAUAUGCUUUAAAAACAAAAACGGGACCAAUUUGUCUGCUAAGAAUUUGAAUUUAGGUACUAUGAUUGUUAGGAAGAUGUGUGCAACUGGUGUUAAUUUCUAGAUGGUUUUUCUGGAAAUCCCUGUAUUCCUACAACACAAAAGGUAAUGUAGAAUACUACUUGUCUUUUACAGUAGUCUAGUAAUGGGCAUUAAGCUCUAUCCUGGAAGGAUGUACCUAUUAUUAGGUGCAUUUUAGAUUGAGCUUGUUUAUUGGCAUAUAAUGUGUGGCCAUAUACUUCAGAUAUUCUGAAACACACCCAAUUUUAGGUAUUCUAUUUGUUCAUAGACCUUGUGAUCCCUUUUUUGUUUGUUUGUUUUUUGUUUUGGGGAUUAGAACUGUUGCUCAUCUCUUUUCCCCCAAAUGGAAUUCUUUUUUGAUCCAUUAGAGCCUAACAGCUUUUAUCCCAGACCAGGGUUGGAAACUGAUAUGGGUAUUAUCUGUUGUUUUUUUUCUUAAAUGUUUUAUUUCCCAGUUUCAUCUUCCUUUAAAAAUGAAAAUAUGGUGCCUUCCCUCCCUCCAGGAAGAUUGGCAAAUAGUUCCUUUUAUUUACUGCUGCUGUGGAGUGAUGAGAUAUGCACUUUACUCUUGAAGACUCAGCAAAAAAAAAAACCUUUUCACUUCCCAGUAUAUCCAGAAUAGAUGACAUUGGGGACCUAUGAAAAUUUGCCAAGCAGUCUUUGUUUUUAUAGAUAUUAAUGCUGACCCUACAGUUCAUUGUUGUAAGUUGAACUAGUAUUUGUUUACCCAUCCCCAUUAAAAAAAAAUCUGUGGCACAACAUAUAAAAAUGUACCUCAAUGAUGUUCUAUUAAAAAUGGGACAGGGGCCUUAGGUUUUCAUAAUUUCCCAAUAAUGUGCCACCACAUUUUGCCUCAAGGUAUAAAGUUUAACAAGUUAAAGUACUUCCCACAUCCCUUUGUGUUGUCUCUAAACCAUAAUGCCCAAGUGUUUUGUGCAAUGUGUAGUGUGUAUAUGUAAAUAUACAUUAUAUACCCUUGAAACAAACAUGCCACCAGAGAAUAAUUCAGAAGUAACUGAUGUAUUGAUAUCACAUUCAUAUUUCUGAUAUGUGAGGUAUAUGGUACUAAUUACCUUUCCCCUAAUGUUUGCCAAAUUUGAAUAAAGGCAUUGGUACGAAAUUAUAGAAUGUACAGACCACGUUCUUGGUUUGAAAAAUUGGCAUACUUUCUGACAUACCACAGUAUACUCUACCCAAACCAGCACCCUAUCUUUUCUGUUCUGUUUAUCCCUAUUCCUCUUUCCUGCUUCCUCAUUUUUGGGGGGUAUGAUUAAUUCUUUUGUAGCAUCAUUACAAUUGCAAUUUUAUGACAAUUGGACAAUAGCAUGGAAAUGAACUGGUAUUAAUAGUACAGUAGUCACCAGUGUGCCACAUUUGCAUUAGUAAAUGCAAAAUAUAUGUUUUAUAAAGGACAAAUUUUGUGUUGUUUUUAUUUUCAUUACAUUGUAUAAUAUAUUAAUGUAAGAUUAUUGUCUGUCCUAAUUUGCAUUAUAAAUGUUUUUUUUCCUACAUAAAGGCAUAAAUAUAGCAACUUUGUAUAAAGGUAGCUUAUUAGAUUUUUAAUUUUUUUCUUUUAUAAAAAAUUGUCUUAACAGUGGGACUACCAUUGCCAAAUUGUAUAUGAAAUAUAAAUUUUACCCCCUGAGGUUAAUUUCUUUCAUAAACAUUCCAUAUUUCUCUAAUAAAAGACAUAAGUGAUACUGUACUAUGCAUCAAUCGUAUUUUAAUGCUGUUUCCUAUCAGCAUUUUAAAAUUUGGGUUGCAUCUUCAAUAUAGGCAAAAUUUACCACUGUUGAUUAAAGCCUUGUUGUAUAUGUAACAACAUCUUUUGCCUUCUACCCCUUCCCACCUUUUGUUUCUAUUUCUCCCUACCAGUGCCAACAUCAUACAUUUUGUAGCAUGGCAAUAAAAAUGCAACUUUAUACUGAGGCGAGUGUGGCUUUCUGGAGGAAAUGGAGAUGGGAGGAUUGUCCUCUAGUGUUUUUGCAUCCCGACUCUUGGCCAUACAAGCCAUGUCUCCAUGCAUGAAAAAGUUAAUCUCAUAUAUAAUGGAAACAUGCUUCCAUUAUAAGGACGAGUGUCAAUGUGCUUUUAAGUUUAGUGUGUGUGUGUAUGUGUGUGUGUGUGUGUGUGUGUGUGUGUGUGUGUGUGUGUGUGUUUUAAUAACAAAUAACAAGUUUUAUCAUCUUUGGAAAAGUUAGAGUUCUUGAAGUACAAUCAAACCUCUAUUAACUGGAGUACUUAAAUAAUAAGCUAAUUGAAUUUACUUCAACAAGGGCUAAGUUUUAAAAAAUAUUUAUUGUUGAAUACUAGUAUGCUGUCCUAAAAUUAUAUGUAAAAUAUGGUUUAAUCAUAGAUGAUGCAGAAUCUUUCAAUGCCUUACUGUUGUCAUUCUGGCAUAGAUUUCCAUAGUGAGGUGCUCACAUUGAUACUGGAACCUGAGUUGAGUAUACACUGACCAUAAGCAUUCAUGAAAAACUGCUUUGUUGAGUAAAAAUCCGAUCGGAGUUCUUAUGGUUACUUUCCCCUUAUUGCUGAAAGUAGAUUGCAAUAAAACCCCAAUAAAAUGUUGGUUGGCUACUUA